This is a messenger RNA of Oppiella nova, 753 nucleotides long. The record is from the annotation of a GenBank genome assembly. Lineage: Eukaryota; Metazoa; Arthropoda; Arachnida; Sarcoptiformes; Oppiidae.
AUGAAUGGCAUAACGUAUGCCUCGGAAUGUGUUUCGCUCUCACAUGCCGUUCCAGUGGACUACUAUUCAAACUGCAAUCACACCCACUCUUGCCAUCACAUCCAGUGCCCACAACAGCCUCUCUGUCCCCAACACUUCCAACACAUAUUGGACAACAAUUGCUGUCCAUUCUGUGGAUCAGUAGCUAAACUCCAAUACGAUACCAAUGCUAUCAAUGCCAUCGAUGGCCAGCAAAAGAGCAAUUAUGCGGUGACUGUGGAAGAGAUGGCAAAACAUUUGUCUCAUUUGAUACGAUUGUUUGGCUGCCAGUCCUUCGCCUACUUGGGUAUCGACGGCUAUAUCGUACUAAUGGUUAGGCCGACAGCCAUAGCGCCAAAGAUGUCUCACUUGAAUGACUGUCACCGAGAAGUGGUACGAGUGGUGACUCUCGUCAACAAUCAGUCGCCUAUUAUUAGCCUUCAGUUCCCGUUAUCUCUACUAAUGAGAGGACAUGUGAAGCACUUAUCGGACACUCCAUUGCACUCCGAGUCAAUAAUACAACCGCCGGUUGUUUGCAAGAGUGCCGGCAAUCGAGUGAACAAAUCGAUUAAAGGCGGGAACAGACCGAAGGGAUUAGUUGUGGCCAUAUCUGCCAAUGUCUGCAACUCUGGACACAAUGUGUUUGUCGUGCAGUUCACGAAGUCGUCGAUUUGUGUCGUAGGGAUCAUACACUGGUUGAGGGGACAGGGAGUGGACAGCAGUUGUCUCAAUUGA